GGGGCCAUCAACAGCGGCUACACCAGCAAGAUACUGCCCCCCGAGACCCCCGGGGGUCUCCCGCGCCAGGUGGGCAACAAGACGGAGUGUGCCCUGCUGGGGCUGGUGCUCGCCCUGGGCCGGGACCCCGAGGCCGUGCGGGCUCAGGUGCCCGAGGAGCGGCUGGUGAAGGUUUUCACCUUCAACUCCGAGCGCAAAUCCAUGAGCACCGUCACCAGGCACGGCCCGGGCUUCCGACUGUACAGCAAAGGGGCCUCCGAAAUGCUGCUCAGGAGGUGCAGCUCCAUCCUGGGCCCGGGGGGGUCCCCGCAGCCCUUCGGGGGAGCCGAGCGGGAGGAGCUGGUGCGGCGGGUGGUGGAGCCCAUGGCGGGGGGGGGGCUGCGGACCCUCGUCCUCGCCUUCCGAGACUUCCCCCCCCGGCCCGAGCCCCCCUGGGACGACGAGGCCGCCGUGGUGGCCGAGCUGACCUGCAUCGCCAUCGUGGGCAUCGAGGACCCCGUGCGGCCGGAGGUGCCCGAGGCCAUCCGGAAGUGCCAGCGCGCGGGGAUCACGGUCCGGAUGGUGACCGGCGACAACCUGGACACGGCGCGAGCCAUCGCCACCAAGUGCGGGAUCCUCCCCCCGGGCGGCGACUGGCUCUGCCUCGAGGGCAAGGAGUUCAACCGCCGCAUCCGCAACCACCGCGGGGAGGUGGAGCAGGAGCGCCUGGACAAGGUGUGGCCCAAGCUGAGGGUCUUGGCCAGGUCGUCGCCCACCGACAAACACACCCUGGUCAAAGGGAUCAUCGACAGCACCAUCGGGGAGCAGCGCCAGGUCGUGGCCGUCACCGGGGACGGCACCAACGACGGCCCCGCCCUCAAAAAGGCCGACGUGGGGUUCGCCAUGGGCAUUGCAGGCACGGACGUGGCCAAGGAGGCCUCGGACAUCAUCCUGACCGACGACAACUUCUCGUCCAUCGUCAAGGCCGUGCUCUGGGGCCGCAACGUCCACGACAGCAUCGCCAAGUUCCUGCAGUUCCAGCUCACCGUCAACGUCGUGGCCGUCGUGGUGGCCUUCACCGGGGCCUGCAUCACUCAGGACUCCCCCCUGAAGGCGGUGCAGAUGCUGUGGGUGAACCUCAUCAUGGACACUUUGGCCUCUUUGGCCUUGGCCACGGAGCCGCCCACGGAGGAGCUGCUGCUGCGCCGCCCCCACGGCCGCGACCACCCGCUCGUGUCGCCCACCAUGCUCAGGAACAUCCUGGGCCACGCCCUCUACCAGCUCCUCGUCAUCUUCACCUUCCUCUUCGCCGGGGAGGUGCUGUUCGACAUCGACAGCGGGCGGGGGGCCCCCCUGCACGCCCCCCCCUCGGAGCACUUCACCAUCAUCUUCAACACCUUCGUGCUGAUGCAGCUCUUCAACGAGCUCAACGCCCGCAAGAUCCACGGCGAGAGGAACGUCUUCGCCGGCGUCUUCGGCAACCCCAUCUUCUGCUCCAUCGUCCUCGGCACCUUCGCCGUCCAGGUGGUGAUCGUGCAGUUCGGGGGGAAGCCGUUCAGCUGCUCCCCCCUCAGUACCGACCAGUGGCUCUGGUGCCUCUUCGUGGGGGUCGGGGAGCUCGUCUGGGGGCAGGUGCUGGUGUGUGUCCCGGGGGGUCCCCCCUGCCCCGGGGGGGUCCCGGGCCCCUCGGGGGGGUCGUCGGGGCUGGAUUUGAGCUCGGAGGGUCCCGGGCUGGACGAGCAGCGGGGGCGGCUGCUCUGGGUGCGGGGGCUGAGCCGCGUCCAGACACAGAUGCGGGUGGUCCGCGCCUUCCGCAGCUCCCUGGGGGGGCCCCCCCCCCCGCCCGGACCCCCGGUCGGGCCCCCCCUUCGGGCCCCCCCAGACGGAUCUGCUCUUCGGGGACAUCCCCCUCAUCGACGACACCGACGUGGAGAGCGAAGCCCCCCCGAGCCGCCCCCCCCCCAACCGCAACAACAACCACCCCCCCCCCGCGCCGGGACCCCCCCCCCCGGGCGGCUGCACAGCCUCGAGACCUCCCUUUAGUUAGGGGGGGGGGGCUCUGGGACCCCCCAAACCCCCCCGGGUGUCCCCAAAGCCUCGAGACCUCCCUUUAGCGGGGGGGGGGCUCUGGGA
Chiroxiphia lanceolata (lance-tailed manakin) is the source of this 2112-nucleotide messenger RNA. Its product is annotated as plasma membrane calcium-transporting ATPase 3-like. Gene Ontology annotation, cellular component: intracellular membrane-bounded organelle; membrane. Gene Ontology annotation, biological process: regulation of cytosolic calcium ion concentration; calcium ion transmembrane transport. The transcript has 12 exons. The record is from RefSeq and is a predicted model, not a curated record. Lineage: Eukaryota; Metazoa; Chordata; Aves; Passeriformes; Pipridae. The annotation marks the transcript as partial. Gene Ontology annotation, molecular function: P-type calcium transporter activity; ATP binding; ATP hydrolysis activity.